Parastagonospora nodorum SN15 is the source of this 1554-nucleotide messenger RNA. RefSeq lists its product as hypothetical. Gene Ontology annotation, cellular component: cytoplasm. The record is from RefSeq and is a predicted model, not a curated record. The transcript is spliced from 3 exons. Bases 1 to 1554 code for a protein of 517 amino acids. Gene Ontology annotation, molecular function: allantoinase activity. Gene Ontology annotation, biological process: purine nucleobase catabolic process. NCBI's taxonomy places the organism in Eukaryota, Fungi, Ascomycota, Dothideomycetes, Pleosporales, Phaeosphaeriaceae.
AUGGCUCCACACGCAACUACCCCUCCACCAAUGCCUCAUAGCCAGCCAUUACAUCCUCUCACAGUUCUUGCCUCAUCAAGAGCAGUAGUGGCUGGCAAGCUUACUGAGGCCACAAUCGUUGUAUCAAACACUACUGGCAAGAUCACCUCGAUCUUCCACUCGGUCCUACCUGCGGCAGACUUCCCCGACGGCACAUCUUACACCGACUACUCGCCUCAUAUCCUGCUUCCCGGACUGGUCGAUGCCCAUGUCCAUCUCAAUGAGCCAGGCCGAACAGAAUGGGAAGGCUUCUGGACUGGUACCAGGGCGGCUGCCUUUGGUGGUGUGACUACUGUCAUUGAUAUGCCACUGAACGCUAUUCCUCCCACUACCACCGUCGAGAACCUUCACAUCAAGAUCGAUGCUGCACAAGGCAAAUGCUGGGUCGACGUUGGCUUCUAUGGCGGUGUAAUUCCAGGCAAUGCUGGCGAGCUCAAGGCACUCGUCAAAGAAGGCAUCCGGGGCUUUAAGGGCUUCUUUUCGUCAAUAGACAUUGAAAAGGCCCUUACCGAGCUCAAGGACUCAACCACCACGCUCAUGUUCCACGCCGAGAUGAUUCCACCCAUCAGCGAUUCCGUCGGCGACGACAUUCAGCGCUCUAACCCUCCCAUGGCUCCCAAAGGCCCUCUGACUUCUUACGACACAUUCCUGCUCUCACGUCCGCCCUCCUUUGAGACCUGCGCUGUAGCCGAAAUUCUUUCCCUAGCCCAUCUUGCCCCCGACCUGCAACUCCACAUUGUGCAUCUCUCAGCCAUCGAAGCCAUCCCCAUGCUCCGCGCCGCUCGCGCCAAAGGAAUCAAAAUCACCGCCGAAACAUGCUUCCACUACCUCGCCCUCGCCGCCGAGGGCAUCCAAGAAGGUGACACCCGCCACAAGUGCUGCCCCCCCAUCCGCUCUCAAUCGAACCAAGACGGCCUCUGGGACGAACUCCUGCAAGACCAAGCCGACGGCGUAAUCCAAACCGUUGUAUCCGAUCACUCCCCCUGCACGCCUGAAAUCAAACUCCUGCCGCCGCAUCUUGCGCCGAAGAAGGAAUCAACGCGCACAGAGGGACAUGGGACGGAUUGCGACUCGUGCGAGAGCUCGGAUGGCGAGAUGGAGGGUCCAGAAGAAAAAGGUGACUUCUUUAGUGCUUGGGGCGGUAUCUCGAGUGUUGGCCUGGGUCUACCCAUUCUCUGGACUGAAGGCACGAAGCGCAAUCCUGACUUCAGCGUUGAAGAAAUCGUGCGCUGGUGCUGCAAAAACACUGCGAAGCAGGUCGGCUUGGAGAAGAGCAAGGGCGACUUGGGUGUUGGGUUUGAUGCGGACAUUGUGGUUUUUGACGACGCGGCGGAGUUUUUGGUUGAACCUUCGACUAUGCUGUUCCGCAACAAGGUCUCGCCGUAUCAGAAUAAGACGCUCAAGGGCGUGGUUAGGGAGACAUGGCUGCGUGGUGAGCGGAUUUUCUCAAGGGAAGAUGGGUUUGUGGAGAAGACGGGCCCGGCUGGCAAGUUGUUGCUUGAGCCGAGGAAGUAG